Molecule: messenger RNA, 5259 nt
Organism: Pipra filicauda (Wire-tailed manakin)
Lineage: Eukaryota; Metazoa; Chordata; Aves; Passeriformes; Pipridae
Gene: FMNL2
Product: formin like 2
Exons: 27
Coding region: 197-3481 (1094 amino acids)
Biological process (GO): regulation of cell shape; cortical actin cytoskeleton organization; cell migration
Cellular component (GO): cytosol
Molecular function (GO): small GTPase binding; actin filament binding
Source: RefSeq, a predicted model, not a curated record
AGCCGGAGCCGGAGCCGGAGCGAGCCCGCCCCGGGGGGAGGAGGGCGAGGGCGGCGAGCCAUGACGGGCGGCGGCGCCGCGAAGCGCCGGCGGUGGUAGAGAGAGAGAGAAGAGAAGAGAGAAGAGAGAGAGAGAGAAGAGAAGAGAAGAGGGAGCCCCGAGCGCGGAGCCCGCGGGGCAGCGCCGAGGGGCCGCCAUGGGCAACGCGGGCAGCGUGGACGCGCAGCACACCGAGCUGCGGGCGCACCCCGUGCCCCUCAAGCUGCCCAUGCCCGAGCCCGGCGAGCUGGAGGAGCGCUUCGCCGUGGUCCUGAAUUCCAUGAACCUGCCUCCCGACAAGGCCCGGCUCCUGCGGCAGUACGACAACGAGAAGAAGUGGGAGCUCAUCUGUGACCAGGAAAGAUUCCAAGUGAAGAAUCCUCCACACACAUACAUCCAGAAAUUAAAGGGCUAUCUGGACCCAGCAGUCACCAGGAAGAAGUUCAGAAGGCGAGUCCAAGAGUCGACUCAAGUGCUGCGAGAACUGGAAAUUUCUUUAAGGACAAACCACAUUGGGUGGGUCAGGGAGUUCCUGAAUGAGGAGAACAAGGGCCUGGAUGUUCUGGUGGAGUACCUGUCCUUUGCACAAUAUGCAGUCACGUUUGACUUUGAGAGCCUGGAGAACAGCGUGGAGAACUCCAUGGACAAGUCCAAGCCCUGGAGCCGCUCCAUCGAGGACCUGCACAGGGGCACCAACCUGCCCUCCCCGGUUGGGAACAGCGUCUCCCGCUCGGGCCGACACUCCACGCUCCGGUACAACACCUUGCCAAGCCGAAGAACACUAAAAAACUCCAGAUUAGUGAGUAAAAAGGACGAUGUUCACGUCUGCAUCAUGUGCUUGAGGGCCAUAAUGAACUACCAGUAUGGAUUCAACAUGGUCAUGUCCCACCCCCACGCCGUCAACGAGAUCGCCCUGAGUCUGAACAACAAGAACCCCAGGACAAAGGCCCUCGUCUUGGAACUCUUGGCAGCCGUUUGCCUCGUCCGAGGGGGACACGAGAUCAUCCUGUCGGCCUUUGAUAACUUCAAGGAGGUGUGUGGGGAGAAGCAGCGCUUCGAGAAGCUCAUGGAGCACUUCAGAAACGAGGACAACAACAUAGACUUCAUGGUGGCCUGCAUGCAGUUCAUCAACAUCGUGGUACACUCCGUGGAGGACAUGAACUUCCGAGUGCACCUGCAGUACGAGUUCACCAAGCUGGGCCUGGACGAGUACUUGGAUAAGCUGAAGCACACGGAGAGUGACAAGCUCCAGGUGCAGAUCCAGGCCUACCUGGACAACGUGUUCGACGUGGGAGCUUUGCUGGAAGACGCCGAAACCAAGAACGCGGCCCUGGAGAGGGUGGAGGAACUGGAAGAGAACAUUUCUCACUUAUCUGAAAAACUCCAGGAUACGGAGAACGAGGCCAUGGCCAAGAUUGUGGAACUGGAAAAGCAACUUAUGCAAAGGAACAAAGAACUGGAUGUGAUCCGGGAGAUCUACAAAGAUGCCAAUACCCAAGUUCACACCUUGAGGAAGAUGGUGAAGGAGAAGGAAGAAGCCAUCCAGCGCCAGUCCACACUGGAGAAGAAGAUCCACGAGCUGGAGAAGCAGGGAACCAUCAAGAUCCAGAAGAAAGGGGAUGGGGACAUCUCCAUCCUUCCCGUGGCUCUGGCCUCUGGGAUGGUGCCAGCAGGGUCAGAGGUGUCAGGGACACCUGGCACACCUGGAGCUGCAUCCUCAGUGCCAUUGCCACCACCUCCACCACCCCUACCUGCCAUGGCAGGGACUCCUGAGGCAGUGCCCAAUGGCCCCGUGUCGGUGCCGAUGCCGCCUCCCCCGCCGCCCCCCCCGCCACCCCCACCGCCUCCUCCUCCUCCUCCUCUGCCAGGACCGGCUCUGGACACGGCUCCAGCAGCCCCACUGCCCCCACCACCCCCUCCCUCAGCUCCCCCCCUGCCCGGGACGGCCUCUCCCACCGUGGUCUUCAACUCAGGCCUUGCAGAUGGGCCCAUCAAGCUCUUCUCUGUGAAGAUCAAGAAGCCCAUCAAGACCAAGUUCCGCAUGCCCGUGUUCAACUGGGUGGCCCUGAAGCCCAACCAGAUCAACGGCACCGUCUUCAACGAGAUCGACGACGAGAGGAUCCUCGAGGAUCUAAACGUGGAUGAAUUUGAAGAAAUCUUCAAGACAAAGGCCCAGGGCCCAGCCAUUGAUCUGACCUCCAGCAAGCAGAAGAUCACCCAGAAAGGCUCCAACAAGGUCACGUUGCUGGAUGCCAACAGGGCCAAGAAUCUGGCCAUAACUCUCCGGAAAGCCGGGAAGACGGCGGACGAGAUCUGCAAGGCCAUCCACGUGUUUGACCUGAAGACGCUGCCGGUGGAUUUUGUGGAGUGCCUGAUGCGGUUCCUGCCCACGGAGAACGAGGUGAAGGUGCUGCGUCUGUACGAGCGGGAGCGGAAACCCAUCGAGAACCUGUCGGACGAGGACCGGUUCAUGAUGCAGUUCAGCAAGAUCGAGAGGCUCAUGCAGAAAAUGACCAUCAUGGCCUUCAUCGGCAACUUCGCCGAGAGCAUCCAGAUGCUGACCCCGCAACUCCACGCCAUAAUCGCUGCCUCUGUCUCCAUAAAGUCAUCCCAAAAGCUUAAGAAAAUACUGGAGAUAAUCCUGGCUCUUGGGAACUACAUGAACAGCAGCAAACGAGGGGCUGUCUAUGGGUUUAAGCUGCAGAGUUUAGACCUGCUCCUGGAAACCAAGUCGACAGACCGGAAGCAGACGCUGCUGCACUACAUCUCCAACGUGGUCAAGGAGAAGUACCAGCACGUGUCCCUCUUCUACAACGAGCUGCACUACGUGGAGAAGGCAGCAGCAGUGUCCCUGGAGAACGUGCUGUUGGACGUGAAGGAGCUGCAGCGGGGCCUGGAGCUGACGAAGCGCGAGUACACCAUGCACGACCACAACACCAUGCUCAAGGACUUCAUCCAGAACAACGAGGGCAAGCUCAAGAAGCUGCAGGACGACGCCAAAAUAGCCCAGGAUGCCUUUGAUGAUGCUGUGAAGUAUUUUGGGGAGAAUCCCAAGACAACUCCCCCCUCGGUCUUCUUCCCAGUGUUUGUCCGGUUUGUGAAGGCCUACAAGCAAGCAGAAGAAGAGAAUGAGCUGAGGAAAAAGCAGGAACAGGCCUUAAUGGAAAAACUCAUGGAGCAGGAAGCGUUGAUGGAGCAGCAGGACCAAAAGUCCCCCUCCCACAAGACCAAGCGGCAGCAGCAGGAGCUGAUCGCGGAGCUGCGGCGGCGGCAGGUCAAGGACAACCGGCACGUGUACGAGGGCAAGGACGGGGCCAUCGAGGACAUCAUCACAGAUCUUCGGAACCAGCCGUACCGCCGGGCCGACGCGCUGAGGAGGAGCGUCCGCCGCCGCUUCGACGAGCACGGCCUGCGCCCCAACGGCCCCGACGUGGCCAUGUGAGCCCCGGGGGGGCUCCCCGGGGGCCUCGGCCACGGACACUCCGUGCUCGGCGAGCCUCGGGAAUGGCCAAACCCACCCGCCGGGCCCGGGAACGGCUGGGAACCGCCCUGGAGCCACCAAGUGCCUGAGAUGGAAGGACCUGCUCCAGGGACAGCGCCGGGACCUGGGCUGAGGGACCCGGCCUGAGGGGUGUCCUCGGACACGUCCCGCGGCGUCCGGAACCAAAAUGUAAAAUUCCUGCUGGUUUGGGGGUUGGUUUGGCUGCCUGAGGGUGGAGUUCAGCGACUGGUCUCUCUCCACUGGUUGGCAACUGGGAGUACUGGGAUGUGCUCAGCUUUGGAAUGCUCAGCUCUGAACUGAUCCCUGUGCUGGUGCCCAGGGUGUCGGCUGCACUUAUGGCUUGGGGUUUGAUCCCAAAGGAAGACACCGAAGGGCUUUCUGUAGGAAUAACGAUCCCAGCCCUUUUCCCACCCCGGGCACCUCCGGAGCUGGAUGUGGGACCCAACACAUCCAUGAUCCCAGGGAGAGGAACCAAACGAGGUCACCCCCAGGCCAGGGGGGUUUUGGGGGCCAGGACAGGGAGGGGGAGGCCCGGCCGGCGCUCACAGCUCUGGAGUAACAGCUAUUUAUUAAUUAGCACUAAGCCAAUUAACACCUCAGUAAUCAGUAUUAGGCUCUGGGACCACCUCAGUCCAGUUCCUCACUGGGGAGCCAGCCCAGCCCUGCUCUGUGGGAUCACACCCUGGGCCAAUCCCACCCCCAAUUCCCUACUGAGGCUCCUUUGGGCACCAAAGACAAGCCCAGCCUAAAAUCCCGGGCAGGUUUUAGGUUCAAAAUGGCUUUUCCAAGCCUAAAAAGGGACAGGAGCCAUUUUAGGCCCGUCGUGCACCCCCAGCUCCCGGAGCAGCAGGAGGAGGAAUCCAACCCCUUGAUCCUCUCAGCUGGGAAGAACUGGACUGAAGAGAGAGAUUUGUCCUUUCCAAGACCCCUUUUUUGCUUCCAGCUUCUUCCCUGGGCUCGUCACAUCCCCUGUUAAUUGUAAAAUUUCUUGUAUAGUAUUUAACCACGGAAUUUCUUGGCCCUUUCCCGUUGUGCUCCCUCCACUGGUGAAGGUCCCUGGAAUCUUUUCCCCCCUCGGAUAAUGUGUAGUUAUAUGAUAAUCUGUUUUUAAAUGUACAGAUAUUUUGCUACAAAAUUGGUGCAGUUUUUUAUGGUUUUUACACUUCUCUUUUAUCCCCCCCUCCCCCCCCUUUAGCCUCUGGGUAAUAUUGUAAAUAUUGUUUAAAAUGAAAUAAAUGCAUCAAGCCUGUGCUAUACAAUCUGAAUGUUAUUUUAACUUAUAGUUUUUGUUUUUAUAUUUAACUAAACGGACAGUUUGGGGCUCAGAGUUACCACGUUGACCUAUUUACAGGAAUUUUUGACUUUCAAACCUGCCAAUUCCUUGCAUUUUACAGCACUUGAUCCACUAAAGAGAACAUGCCACCCCCUCCUUUGCCUCCCUGGCAGUCUCAAGGAGUUGUUUGAAUCGGAAGAAAUGGGAUAAUUUUAAAUUCAAUGUGAUAGAUUGUUGGGUACAAGCACCAGAUCUCCUCUUCUUUGGCUCAAAGGUAUUUUUUUAACGAAAGACCCAAAAUUCUCCAGGCUGGCAUGUUCUCUUUAAUAUUUUUCUAGUAAUAGAUCUGCUUCUUAGCAAGAUUAGAGUGUUUUCUAAAGCAGUUCACGUUCCUUUCCUGGUCUGUUCCUGCCAUAAAAUCCAAUAAACUAUUUACACUACUACA